CUGACUGCUGCCCGUCGAUCUUCGUCAACACCACCAACACGACCAGCCCACCACCCACCAGCAGCACAUCCGCCCAGGCCGCCCAUCUCUAUGGCUUCGCAAGCGUCCACCCAGCCGCGUCCCUAUCCCGCCAACUACCUCCCCAAUGGCGGAGUACCCGCGCCCUCUGCUCCUGCUCCCGGAGCCGUGCCGCUGCUCCCCAACCAGGGCCGCGUGAUCCAGCAAGGCAGCGUUAGGGUUCUGUGCAUCGCUGACGUCCGAGGAAACCUCCAGUCGCUCAACCAGCUUGCCGCAGAUGCACGCGCAAACUACAUCAUCCACACGGGCGAUUUCGGUUUCUAUGAUGACCGGUCGCUGGACCGCAUCGCCGACAAGACCUUGAAGCACGUCGCUCAAUACUCUCCCUUGCUCUCCGAUGCCACCAAGCGUUCCAUCGCAUCCGCACCCCCACAACCCCCCAUCAAGGAGCGCUUCUCUCGUGAACGCCUUCCCCUGUCGGAGCUCCCGCUCUUCCUCAGCAAGCAAUACACACUAAAUGUGCCCGUGUACACGGUUUGGGGAGCAUGCGAAGAUGUUCAAGUGUUGGAGAAGCUGCGGUCAGGCGAGUACAAGAUUGACAAUCUGCACAUCAUAGACGAGGCCCACUCGCGGCUUCUCGAUGUCGGUGGCGUCAAGUUGCGUCUGUUGGGUCUUGGUGGAGCUGUCGUCAUGCACAAGCUUUUCGACAACGGUGAGGGUCGCACGACCAUUGCAGGAGGCCAGGGCACCAUGUGGACCACUCUGCUGCAAAUGGGCGAGCUAGUCGACACUGCAAACCGCGUAUACGAUCCUACCGAAACCCGUAUCUUCGUCACCCACGCAUCGCCUGCUCGUGAGGGACUGCUCAACCAGCUCUCCGUUACACUCAAGGCUGACUUCUCAGUCUCCGCUGGUCUUCACUUCCGCUACGGCAGCUCCUACAAUGAGUUCAGUGUGAACCCGACCCUCGACCACUACCGCGGCAAGCUCGCUGCUUCCAAGGCUUCGUUCAAUGAUGUUUGGGAUACCGUCAAGACCGAGGUCGAGCCGGCCGUCGCCGAUAGCGAGUCCCAGCAGCGUCUAUUGAACCUUGCUCUGGACAUUGUUCAAAAAAUGCCUUCGGUCGCCAAUGGCGGCAAUCCUUUCGGUGGCCCUGCGCCUGGUCCUCAGAGCGGUGUCAUUGACGAGAGUGCCUUCAAGAACAUGUGGAACUUCAACUUGGCAGAUGCUGCGUAUGGCUGGCUCGUUCUGGAUGUUGACAAUGGCAGGAUCGGUACCGAAAUGAGGGCCCAGGGUUUCAAUUUUGCCCACCGUGGUGGUAAGGUUGCUCCUCUAGCCCAACCUGGUCAGCCUGUAGCGGCCGCAGCCACAACAGCUCCCACAGCUUCGACCUCUACCCCGGCUCAAGGUCGCCCUGCAGCCCCUUCGACCGCAGCUGCUCAGCAGCCUCGUCAGGCAGCAGCGACACCUCCUGUCUCUCAGCAGAUGAAGCCCAAUCAACCAGCACGCACAGGUCCUUCACCCGUUGCCACUCCCAAAGACCCCAUCAAGGUGGCCACCCCCCAGCCUGGAGCCGCGGAAAAAGCCAUUCCCAGCGAGGUCAAGCCCAACGGUACAGCUGCUCCCGAAAAGACUGCCUCGCCUGCUCCCCGUGAGCCCCAGGAGCGCAAGGAGGGCAAGGCGCUCUUCAUCAUCAACGUCAAAGAUGAAGACGAAGCCCGCAACCUCCUUGCCGAGGAGGACCGGACCAAGUGCGAGAAGAUUGAGAAGAUCAAACACUUCUUCGUAGCCCACUUCGCUACUACAGCAGACAUGACGGCUGCUCUCAACCGUGUGGCCCCCGAAGUCAAGAAUAACAAGGAACAGAGCAAGCCGAGUGUCAAGGUUUACCGUGAGCCGACUAACACGCCGAGGUAUGGAGCAGGCUCGUGGCAGGCCAGCACCCGCGGUGGUGUGCAAGGAGGUUAUCGCAGCGGCGGUGCUUCCGACAGUGAAGGCGGACGUGGUGGACGUGGCCGAGGCAGCAACUACCGCGGCGGUGGCGAUCGCGGUGGUGAACGUGGCGACCGUGGUGACCGUGGCGAUCGUGGCGACCGUGGCGACCGUGGAGGUCAACGUGGUGGUCGAGGCGGACGUGGCCGGGGAGGGUUCAGAGGAGGACAGGGCGAGGGCGCUGCGGCAUCUCCGGCAGGCGAGUCGUAG
Periconia digitata is the source of this 2220-nucleotide messenger RNA. The record is from the annotation of a GenBank genome assembly. Lineage: Eukaryota; Fungi; Ascomycota; Dothideomycetes; Pleosporales; Periconiaceae.